CCCAUCAAGCUCCAAGCUCUUCAAUUCGUCAGCUGAUACUAGUAUCGGUGGAAACUGUCACGGAAGGCAAGAGUUCGCAAGAGCAUAAAGUGGUCUGAUCGCCCUCGACUCCCUCUUCUGGUUCUUUUUCUCCUUCUUCCCUCGCCUUUCGCUGAUGGCUGCCGAAUCAGGCUAGACAAGGCGAUGAGAUGUCUCUCACCAUCCAGAGACUGUUCAUCUAUCCUGUCAAAUCUCUGCCACCAGUGCAAGUCACUUCCGUCGAACUCACCAAUGAAGGUCUUCGCUUUGAUCGAUGUUUCGUCCUGGUGACUCCUCCCAAGGACAAUUCACGCGAGGCCAAAUUCUUGACCAUCAAAAAGCAUUUCAAGCUCAUGCUAUUUAAACCCACCAUUGACGACUCCUGGACCAAGCUGACCAUCAGUCACAUCCACGCCAAUCCACCGUCUUCAAUCACCGUCCCUCUUACUCCAUCCCCAUUGUCGCUGCUUCAAAGCAAGACCUUCGAAGUCAGCAUUUUCGGUACGACGGCCAUUGGCAUUGAUCUAGGCGAGGAAUCGGCUUCAUUCUUCUCCAAGCAUCUCGGUCAAGAUGUACGGCUCUUGUCCAUUGGAGGCACAGGACGUCGUGAGAUUCCCGGGGCUGCCUACCUACCCAGUCAGCACAAUGCCCUCUCCUUAGCUCUGAGAGAGGGCCUCCAGCCUCAGCGUAUCCGGUUUGCGGAUGCUGCUCCCUUGCUCAUUACUUCUACGGCAUCAGAGGAAGACGCUCGGUCACGUCUGCCCAAGGAAUGGCAGCACGAGGACAUCAUCGUGCGCUUUAGGCCAAACAUCCAUGUGGAUGUCAAGGGUCAACUACCAGCAUACGAUGAGGAUAAUUGGUCCUCACUCCUUGUUCGAUCCCAAUCCGAUGAAGCACAGGAAGUCACCAUCAAGUGUAUCUUCCGCACCGUGCGCUGCCUUAGUCUGAACGCUGAUCCCGACACUGGCGAGAUGAUACAUCGAGAUCGACAGCUUUACGGGCUACUAGCUAGCGACAGGAGAGUCAACGACAAGUUUCCCCACAAACCUGUGUUCGGUCAAUACGGCUUUGCUGGACCAUCGGGUGCCAUCCUGCGCACUGGAGACCAAGUUUUUGUAACCGAGCGAAAACAGCGGACAUAAUAGUCGGAUGACCAGCCACAUUCUCCAUUUACGGAGUCGAAUCGACAUACCUCGUUCCUACAUACAGUUCCUGCGUGCACGUCGCAUACUGUGCCACCUGAGUCUUCCUGCCGCCGCACCGUCACUACCCAGGACUUGAUCGUCACAUAUACCCCGCGCAGUAAUUCAGUGUGACAGGGUCAGCAAGGUGCGCUCCGCGAGUCCACAGCAGUGCAGUGUCCAUGGGCAGGACAGCACGACAAUUCGCAGACCCGACAGCCAUGGCCUUGCUAUCGAGACACUUGCCAAGCUCAACGUCACAAUGACCGACAUACCUUCCUUGAACGAGCCCUGGCUACCUUCUGUGUAAAACGGCUACGGUCAAGCAGGUCGCAGAAGAGCAACAACGCUGUGCGAUGCUAAUACCUCAGACUACGACCAUUGUCGUACUAAGCCACAACUGUCCCCAACAGAUACGGCCAUUCGAGAAAUGACUUGAGAACACGGCUUGACCACCAAUGACAACAUCCAAUAUGAAAUCAUUAACGAACACGACCCAUUAUUUAAAAGCCCAUAUGGCUCGGACACAGUGGUCAUGAUUCAACGCCGAACUGGAUCAAUAGGUCCAUACGAAUCUAUUUCCAUAUAAUGCUUUAUAACCAUCAUUAAUCUCAUCAAUGGGUAUCAUCACGGCCGUGAUCGGUCUAUCCCGGCCCUAUUGUCCGGCAAAUGUUGCUGCAUCUGUCCAUCUUGAACUCCUGUCGCUCGGUGCAAAAUUGACAAUUCUCCCAUUUGCAUCAUGUCUCACCCAAAUGGACUCUCCGGCCUCACCACGCCGCGUCCCUCCUUCCACUUCCGUUCCUUCUCUCGAUCAAACCUCCAAAUACCAUUGAUGCCUUUCAGUCUCUCGACCUCGCCGUCAUGGCCCACCAUCUCGAACAACCGCUCGAUGACUUCUUUAUUCUCGCCAUCCAGGUCCGGCGUCCGAUUGAAGAACAUGCUCUCCCACUGCUGGCCCUGUUCCUGCUCUUGUUCCCUCAUGCGUCUCUGCGCCUCCUCGAGCUUACUCUUCUCAUUUACGAUAGUCGUCUGAUCACCCCGGCGGAUUGCAUCAAACGUCUCCUUCCACGCCCGUCGACUUUCCCAUGGGCUCUGCUUCUCGACAGGCGCUAUCGUCGCCGGCACAGGCUGGUUCUUGGCGUCCGCUAGGUCAAAGACCUCGAUCUCGUGGCCGUGCGUGUUGUAUAUGCUGAACCGGCUGCUCCAGUGUCCGCCCAUCAUGUAUAUGGCGUCCUUGGUUAUAUCGUCCGUCCGGUACACGCUGGCCUCAAAGACGUUGCGCUCCCCACCCCACAGUUUUUUUGGGAUGAAUUUCAUCUCGGCCGUGAAACCAGUGGAGCUGAUGAUCUUGUAUGUGUCGCCGAGUUCGGGCCAGGGGACGCCUGUCAACACACCCCGUGCCCGUACAUCGGGUAGCGGAAGCAGGUACGUCUCGUUGUACUUGUCGACCGUCAGCAGGGCAUGGCCAGAUUGGCGAAUGAUGAUCGAUGUGCCGGACAAGGUUGUUUGUUGCGUGGAGUAGGCCUCGGCGUGGACGCCAUGCUCAUCGGACGACAAGUAGCAUGCCGUGGUGGGUGGGUGAUGGGAGACUUGCUCGCUUAUCACCCGGACUGUGGAAGAGGUGUCCUUUUCCGAAGACAAGUCAUGGUCGGUAUAUUCACACAAGAACAGUUCGCCAAGGAACGGGUUGAGCGGCUUCUUCAGGCCCUCUUUGACGGUCCGCCCGACGUAAUAUUGUCGUUGGAGCGAGGCGAGGUACAACUUGAGGACGGCCAAGCACCGCUUUUCAGGCGAGGUCUCAUGUGCGGGUGCUGUGAAUAGUGAUGGUCGUUCGGCCCAGUAGCUGGGGAAUUCGGUGAGAGAUUGAGGGGCGAGGAUGAAUGGCGGGGCAGUGAUGUGUGAGAUGUCGCCUGAGACUGUGGCUAGGAAAGAGAGGAAGUCUCUUAGGGCGGAUACAUUGCCCAGCCUGGCGACCAUUUUGUGUUAGUUUCGACUGUCGACUAAAAGUGUGGUGUAGAGAAUCAGUCGUGGAAUAUCGUGGAUCAAAUGUUUAUAGUGACGGCACUUGAUUGGGGGGAAAUGGAAGAGUCACGAGCGACGGUAGCGAGAUAUAAAAAUCUUGUGGCAAAGAUAGAACGUCCAAGAACUGGGUGGCGUGGAAAUUCGGUGAAAGCUUUGGGACUGAGGGACAUAAAAAGAAAACACUCGGGUAUUUGUAUCUUCUCGUAUUCAAUAGAAGGGAGAAUGGAGAAAGGGACCAGGAACAGCAACGAGGAAAAGGAGUGGAAGAUAAUGAAUGAUCAGGCUCACCUUCCAUCACUUGGUGUGUGGCUCUGGCUUUGGCGACUCGCAUCCGAAUCCCAGACCGACGAACCAUCCGACUGUUCAGAUUCGCUUUUCUCCCUGCUUCUUCUGCGUUUCAUCUUUACUCGCAGUCUGUCCAUAUUGGCGCUAGAUAGGAAAGACGGGGACGGGAGCUUCGUUAUCGUCCACCAGCCUCACGGGUUGUCACCGGCCGCGCGUCCAACUGGCGUAAGCGGAGAUUCUCCUGGGUUAGAGAACGGUUUUUCGAAACAAAGGUUAAGCGUCAAGCGAUGCGAAAG
This is a messenger RNA of Exophiala xenobiotica, 3802 nucleotides long. RefSeq lists its product as uncharacterized. Lineage: Eukaryota; Fungi; Ascomycota; Eurotiomycetes; Chaetothyriales; Herpotrichiellaceae. The record is from RefSeq and is a predicted model, not a curated record. The coding region runs from base 189 to 1160 and encodes 323 amino acids. Gene Ontology annotation, molecular function: catalytic activity; molybdenum ion binding; pyridoxal phosphate binding. The transcript has 3 exons.